Molecule: messenger RNA, 2460 nt
Organism: Galeopterus variegatus (Sunda flying lemur)
Lineage: Eukaryota; Metazoa; Chordata; Mammalia; Dermoptera; Cynocephalidae
Gene: XYLT1
Product: xylosyltransferase I
Exons: 11
Coding region: 1-2460 (819 amino acids)
Biological process (GO): heparan sulfate proteoglycan biosynthetic process; chondroitin sulfate proteoglycan biosynthetic process
Cellular component (GO): membrane
Molecular function (GO): protein xylosyltransferase activity
Source: RefSeq, a predicted model, not a curated record
AUGGUUAUGUUCAGGACAGACAGGGAUCCACACCCAAGUCCGCUGAUCACCCUGGAAACCCAGGAUGGCUAUUUCUCCCACCGGCCGAAAGAGAAAGUGCGAACAGACAGCAACAAUGAGAACUCAGUCCCCAAAGAUUUUGAGAAUGUCGACAACAGCAACUUUGCACCCAGGACUCAAAAGCAGAAGCACCAGCCUGAGUUGGCAAAGAAGCCCCCCAGUAGACAGAAGGAGCUUUUGAAAAGGAAGCUGGAGCAGCAAGAGAAAGGGAAAGGGCAUUCGUUCCUGGGGAAAGGCACCAACGAGGUGCUGCCUCCCAGUGAGAGAGCCGCAGCCAACAGCAGCCACAGGAAAGAUGCCCCCAGACAGCCCCAUGCCAGGAAAAGUGGGGGCAGCUCCCCUGAGAGCAAGUAUGACCAACCCCUCAAGUGUGACAUCUCAGGCAAGGAGGCCAUCUCCGCCUUGUCCCGCUCGAAGUCCAAGCACUGCCGCCAGGAGAUUGGGGAGACCUACUGCCGUCACAAGCUGGGGCUGCUGAUGCCCGAGAAGGUGACUCGGUUCUGCCCCCUUGAAGGCAAAGCCAACAAAAACGUUCAGUGGGACGAGGACUCGGUGGAGUACAUGCCAGCCAACCCGGUCAGGAUCGCUUUCGUCCUGGUGGUCCACGGCCGUGCCUCUCGCCAGCUGCAGCGCAUGUUCAAGGCCAUCUACCACAAAGACCACUUCUACUACAUCCACGUGGACAAGCGCUCUAAUUACUUGCAUCGGCAAGUGCUCCAGUUCGCCAGGCAGUACGAUAACGUCCGCAUCACCCCCUGGAGGAUGGCCACCAUCUGGGGAGGAGCCAGCCUCCUGUCCACCUACCUCCAGAGCAUGCGGGACCUCCUGGAGAUGACAGACUGGCCCUGGGACUUCUUCAUCAACCUCAGCGCAGCAGACUACCCCAUCAGGUUUAUCCGGAAACAAGGCCUGGACCGGCUCUUCCUGGAGUGUGAUGCCCACAUGUGGCGCCUGGGAGAUCGGCGGAUUCCAGAGGGCAUUGCCGUGGAUGGCGGUUCGGAUUGGUUCUUGCUGAACCGGAAGUUUGUGGAAUAUGUGACCUUCUCUACAGACGAUCUGGUGACCAAGAUGAAACAAUUCUACUCCUUCACCCUGCUUCCUGCUGAGUCCUUCUUUCACACGGUCCUGGAGAAUAGCCCCCACUGUGACACCAUGGUAGACAACAACCUGCGUAUCACCAACUGGAACCGCAAGCUGGGCUGUAAGUGCCAGUACAAGCACAUCGUGGAUUGGUGUGGAUGCUCCCCCAACGACUUCAAGCCGCAGGACUUCCAUCGCUUCCAGCAGACAGCCCGGCCCACCUUCUUUGCCCGCAAGUUCGAAGCCGUGGUGAAUCAGGAAAUCAUCGGGCAGCUGGACUAUUACCUGUACGGGAACUACCCUGCAGGCACCCCUGGCCUCCGCUCCUACUGGGAGAAUGUGUACGACGAGCCCGAUGGCAUCCACAGUCUGAGCGAUGUGACACUCACCCUGUACCACUCCUUCGCCCGCCUGGGCCUGCGCCGGGCCCAGAAAUCUCUGCACGCAGUCGGGGACAACAGCUGCCGGUACUACCCAAUGGGCCACCCAGCCUCAGUCCACCUCUACUUCCUUGCUGACCGCUUCCAGGGCUUUCUUAUCAAGCAUCAUGCUACCAAUCUGGCCAUGAGCAAACUCGAGACCCUGGAGACAUGGGUGAUGCCAAAGAAAGUCUUCAAGAUCGCGAGCCCACCCAGCGACUUUGGGAGGCUUCAGUUUUCUGAGGUCGGCACUGACUGGGAUGCCAAGGAGCGGCUGUUUCGCAACUUUGGGGGUCUCCUGGGGCCCAUGGAUGAGCCAGUGGGUAUGCAGAAAUGGGGGAAGGGGCCCAAUGUGACCGUGACCGUCAUUUGGGUAGAUCCUGUCAACAUCAUUGCAGCCACCUACGACAUCCUCAUUGAGUCCACUGCUGAAUUCACUCACUACAAGCCCCCUUUGAACUUGCCCCUGAGGCCUGGGGUCUGGACAGUGAAAAUUCUUCACCACUGGGUGUCAGUUGCAGAGACCAAAUUCCUUGUCACACCUCUGACCUUCUCCAACAGGCAGCCCAUCAAACCAGAGGAGGCACUGAAGAUGCAUAACGGGCCCCUCCGCAGCGCCUACAUGGAGCAGAGCUUCCAGAGCCUGAACCCCGUCCUCAGCCUCCCCAUCAGCCCCGCCCAAGUGGAGCAGGCUCGGAGGAACGCCGCCUCCACGGGCACAGCGCUGGAGGGCUGGCUGGACUCGCUGGUGGGUGGGAUGUGGACCGCCAUGGACAUCUGUGCCACGGGCCCCACUGCCUGCCCGGUCAUGCAGACCUGCAGCCAGACGGCCUGGAGCUCCUUCAGCCCCGACCCCAAGUCGGAGCUGGGGGCGGUCAAACCUGAUGGUCGGCUCAGGUAG